GUCGUGCGGAGCGCGCAGUGGACACGACGCGCGGACACGGCGCGGACGGAGGGCCGCGCAGCCUCCCGGCGCACUCAGUCGCGCGCCGACCGCGCUCUACACAACACGUCUCCGGUGUGCUCCACCGUGCCUUCGCCGGCCCAAUCCCGCUACCGACCUCGCGGCAUGUCACUUAGUAGCUGACACCACGACUACGAUUCGCCCAGUGCACCCCUCCCCGUGCUCGGCCAGCCCGCAGCCCCUCGCAAAAUGAUUCCGCGACGCAAACAUAACGCAUCCUCGGGCUCGCUGCCCGCGCCCGACGACAAGACCGCCAGCAACGACUACAUACUGAAUGCGGGUUCGGAGAAGUGCUCGGGCGGCUGGCGCGCUGCCGUGCGCCGCCGCCUCAACCGCAAGACGCUGCACAAGCGCGUGCCCGUGACGCGCUGGCUGCCGCGCUACUCCACCCAGGACGCGCUCGGCGACCUGAUCGCCGGCGUGACCGUCGGCCUCACCGUCAUCCCGCAGUCGCUCGCCUACUCCAACAUCGCCGGGCUGCCGCCGCAGCACGGCCUCUACGGCUCGUUCCUCGGCUGCUUCGUGUACAUCGUGCUGGGCGGGUGCCGCGCCGUGCCGGCCGGGCCCACCGCCAUCGCGUCGCUGCUCACGUGGCAGGUGGCUGGCGGCGUCACCGAGAAGGCGAUCCUGCUGUGCAUGCUGUCGGGGCUCGUGGAGCUGCUGAUGGGCGUGCUGGGGCUCGGCUUCCUGAUCGACUUCGUGUCGGGCCCCGUGUCCUCGGGCUUCACGUCCGCCGUGGCGCUGAUGAUCGCCACCAGCCAGGUCAAGGACCUGUUCGCGAUCAGCAUGUCGGGCACCACGUUCCUGCAGCAGUGGAUCUCGGUGUUCAAGAACCUGCACGCCGCCGCGCUCUGGGACCCCAUCCUCGGCUUCGUCUGCAUCGCGCUGCUGCUCUCUAUGCGGCGCAUCGGCAUGGUGAAGCUGGGCGGCGACUCGCCGAACGCGCGGCAGCGCUGGGUGACGCGCUGCUGCUGGAUGCUGGGCACGUGCCGCAACGCCGUCGUCGUCGUGGCGUCCGGCGCGCUCGGCUUCUGGUUCGUCUCCACACACGGCGCGGCGCCCGUGCGCCUCAUGGGCUCAAUCCCAUCCGGCGUGCCGGUGCCGGCGCUGCCGCCGGUGAGCUACGUGCGCGCCGACAACUCCACCGCCGACUUCCUCGAGAUGAUCUCGGAGAUGGGGUCCGGCAUCAUCGUGAUCCCUCUGAUCGUGCUGCUGGAGGACAUCGCCAUCUGCAAGGUGUUCUCGGACGGCAAGACCAUCGACGCCACGCAGGAGAUGAUCGCCAUCGGCACGAGCAACAUCGCCAACUCGUUCAUGGGCGCGUUCCCCGGCGGCGGCUCGCUCGCGCGCUCGGUCGUCUCCAACGGCUCCGGCGUGCGCACGCCCGCCAACGGCAUCUACACCGGCAUCAUGGUGAUCCUGGCACUGCAGUUCUUCACGCAGUACUUCGAGUUCAUCCCGAAGGCGGCGCUGGCGGCCGUCAUCAUCUCCGCCAUCGUCUUCAUGGUGGAGUACCACGUCGUCAAGCCCAUGUGGAGAGCUAAAAAGCUAGACCUGAUCCCGGGCAUCGGCACGUUCGUGCUGUGCCUGACGCUGCCGGUGGAGAUGGGCAUCCUCACUGGCGUCAUCGUCAACAUUAUCUUCAUCCUCUACCACGCCGCGCGCCCCAAGUUCUCCGUAGAGAUGCUAAAGACGGAGCGCGGCGUGGAGUACCUGAUGAUCACGCCGGACCGGUGCCUGAUGUUCCCGUCCGUGGACUACGUGAAGAAGCUGGUGACCAAGUGCGCGGGUGCGAGCUCGUGCGAGGCCGGAAGCGGUCCCCUCCCCGUGGUGCUCGAGUGCACGCACAUCUACAGCGCCGACUUCACGGCCGCCAAGUCCAUCCAGCAGCUCACGGCCGACUUCCACGAGCGCCGCCAGCCGCUGUACUUCUACAACGUGAAGCCCUCGGUGUGCUCGCUGUUCGAGGCCGUGGCCAAGCCGGAGCACUUCGUCACGUUCUACGAGGACGAGGAGCUGGAUCGCCUGCUGGCCGCCGACGAGCGCCUGCAGCCGCGCAAGACGCUGCCCCAGGGCCAGGUGUAGCCCCGACCUAGCCCAAUUGAUGACUAUAUUUUUUGAGAUUAAAUUGACAGAUGUGAGUGAUACCUAUUUAGACGCAGAGACAUAUAUUGUUACUAAAAGUUUUAAUUAUUUAGAUGUUGUAAAUACGUUUCCUAGAGUGAGCUCCGAACUGAUCGACGCGUGAUAGCGUCGAUGUAAAAUCGCGCGCCCGCGGCUCGGGCCCGGCCCGCCCCGCGGGGCGACAGACUAGACUAGUAUAUAGGGACUAUAUUCAUAGCUAUAUAUAUUUUGUUAGAAGUGUUAAGGCGGAGUCCGGCCGGCCGACGCGACGAGGUCGGGAGUCGGCCCCGGACCGGACUGAUCGUACUUAGACAGUAACGCGCCUUGCGCCACGUUGUGAUUCUAGCUCGUAACUAAUACAAGUCUCAUUCUAUCAUGAAUAUUUAAACAAAUUUACUUAGCGACCACCAGUUCUGAAGAAUCCGCAGAAUAUUUGCUAGUUCGUUUUUACCGCUUAUUUAAUACCGUGGAUAUCUACACAACACAUAUUUGGUAGUUUGCAAAGUAACUUCGCAUUCUAAGCAGACCGACAAAUAAUGCAUUUCCAUAUUAGUGUUGCUAUAUUGUCUAGCAAUGCGGUGGCUUUGCAGCUGGAGGUCGCUAAUUCUCUUCUAUUUACUAUCGUCGUAUGCACCGCACGUAGUGCGGCCUCGAGGCAUAUUCAGAUACGUAAAAUAUCGCAACAAUUUAAUUUGAGUACUUAAUAUAACUGCACGUUACGUAUCUAAAUAUGGCUCGUGUGAUCAUUCUAGCGGAGGUUUGCCCGCGCCCGCGCCCGCGCCCGCGCUCGCUCGAGUGCCGCGCGUAGACCUACUCGCAUUCUGAAAUACCUACAGUUUAUAAUUAUAUUAACUAUGCGUCUUAUAAAUGAAUACACCUUUAGGAAACUUCAAGUAUUAAAGGAAUCUAAAAUUACAUUUUUAUGGUUCCACUUUCAUGUUUGUAUGAAAUUAAUGUAAUGUAAUUAUCUGUGGCUUUUUUCCGUAUUUUUAAUGUAGGUACAAGUAAAUAUAGACACAGUUACAUCAGUUCCAGUUUUAACCAGUCUGGUGGACGAAUCGUUUGUAUAGUCACUAGUAUUUAAAAAGUUAAUCGUGAAUCGUGAUUAACGAAGGCUAUUUACUUUGUCCCAUAAUAAGUAGUAGACUGGUGAUUAAAAGUUAAUUUGUCUAUAAAGACAACUUUGAGUUGAAUGGGAAUAUUACGCGGUACGUCGAGCUGUGACGUUGCAUCGUUGGCGCGGCGUAAACGUUCCUACAGAGUGAUAUGAUAUCGUAACAUAAAUUAUUUAUUUUGUAGAUAAAUAAAGUACAACUUAGGAUUUAAUGUUAAUAGUGUAAAGUUAAGUUGUAAAGCUUUAAGCGGCCUACAGAGGGCAGCGCCGGCGCCCCCCCCCCUCGUCCCGCACCCCCCCCCCCCCCCCCCCCCCCCACCCCCCCCCCCCCCCACCCCAGCAGCAGCAGCUCCGACUGACAGGCGCCGGACCAUUACAACAAAACUACAUAUAUCUACAAGUACCUGUAAAGUACCUAUAGAAUAAAUACCAGAUGGACUAUUUUGUAUCCGAUUUAUGUAUUGUAAAAGACAGGGAAGGAUAAUUAUUAUUAUACCUAAUGGAUAAAAUCGUAAAAACUGAUUGAUAUUUACAAUUGAUAUUUUGUAAUGAUUUAAUAAAAUAAGUGACAGGAGUGAUGUUAAUAAUUAUUGUGAUAAGAGACGCCAUUGACGCCCCCUCUCCCGGCCCGCAUCCUUCUCCGUUAGCCUCCCCCUACCCGCCCCUGGCUGUGGUGCGACGUCGGCGCUGCCCGAGGAGCGCGCCUAGCGCGCGGGAUAGUAUAUUGUUGUGUUCUAAGAACAAAUUAAUAAACUCUAUGAGGGUUACAAACUUA
This is a messenger RNA of Cydia splendana, 4073 nucleotides long. RefSeq names its product sodium-independent sulfate anion transporter-like (gene Esp). Gene Ontology annotation, molecular function: sulfate transmembrane transporter activity. The record is from RefSeq and is a predicted model, not a curated record. The coding region runs from base 250 to 2145 and encodes 631 amino acids. Gene Ontology annotation, cellular component: plasma membrane. Gene Ontology annotation, biological process: transmembrane transport. Lineage: Eukaryota; Metazoa; Arthropoda; Insecta; Lepidoptera; Tortricidae. The transcript is spliced from 8 exons.